UCGUCUUUUUUCUACUUCACAUCACCUUGGCCCCAGCGCUAAGAAAUUUGAUGACGACAAAGGCACGAGUUGAAAACGUCUCUCGGUGCCAGGGGACCUGGGCAACAGAAUCAUGCAUAAGGCCCAUCACCAACAAAUCAGUCAAAAAUAAUUCGGAAACGAAAGUUCGGAAAUAAAAGCUCGGGCAACCAAAACGAUAACUGAGCUGUACAUAUCCCUUUGCAAAUGAAAUUAAAAUACAGUACUAGAGAUGAAAACGAACGUCGAGUAAACCAACAUGACCUCCCAUCAGUCUUGGCUAUCGGACAAAUUACCCGAGAUAGAUUCCAACAUCCUGUGCCAGGAAUACCAUUAUCGCCAUCAACUCCAGUAAUCCACGAAAUCCAGCGACGAAGGUCGGACACUCUGCGGGCGCUCGCGGAAGCGCGCCCAUGCACACUCGAAACAGGAACUCUUAGCGCGCAAAGUUCCCCCUUUAACAGCGCCUCUCGGAUGCAAAUAGGGCACACUCAACUAAACUGCAAGAAAAAAAAAAAAAGAAAAAAAACGCAACGUAAUGAAAAGUAGGAAACACGUCGACGGCCCUCGGCGAGGCAAUGGGGUGAGGAGCUGAUCCCGGCCAAUCUCCCUCUCGCAUAUCGUAAGCGGCCAACCCUCCAUUUAAGGAACAGGGCUGUUGUGUUGUCAUGCCGACGACAUGAAUGGCCGGUCGGCUCCAAAGAGGCCCUCGCGGCGCGCUCUGCAAGGUGCCGCCGAAGAAGCCCGUGGGCGCUCCCUCCCUCUGGCACGUGCACUGGUCCCCGCACGCGAGUACUCCGGCGCGCCAACGCAGCGCCCGCCGCCGCCGUUCGCAGUUGCACCCGUCUUGCUCGCCGACGUCGGCCGCAUCUCCCGGGAUCGGCACUAUUUCGAGUCCCGUACACAAACAGACACCCACCGCCGGAGCUGAGUCAGGGCCGCGGUGACGUCCUUCCACGUCAGAACACAGGCGCCGCUAGUCCACGCGCGGAGCCAGGCACCCCCUUUUAAAAAGAUUAUUUUUUGAGGGGGCGAGAGAGAGGUCCUUCAGACGCGCAAGAGAGUAGCAGACAGGCAGGCAGGCAUUCCCCGAGGCACCCACCACAACCGAGGCGACAUCAUGAAGUUCGCCGUUACGGUAACUUCGGUCCUCCUGGGCUGUCUCCUGACCACUGGUGGUUCUUGGGCAUGUUCCUGCAUGAGGUUCCACCCGCAGGAACACUACUGCACCGCUGAUUUUGUGGCGCUGGUGGGCGUGACCAACUCCAAGGGAAGCGGCGUCCCGAGCCCCCUGGCCCCGCGCAGCCACGGCAUCGAGCUGCUGCGCCUGUUCCGCGGCGGCCCCAAGGCCAUGUGGGCCCUGGCAGAGGGACUGCUCUGGACGCCCGGCAACGACGGGCUCUGCGGCGUCUCGCUCCACGAGAACGUCCGCUACCUCGUCACCGGCUCGCUGCAUGGCGCCAAGCCCUGGGUGUCGGCGUGCGGGUUCGUGCGGCCGUGGAACUCGCUGACUCGCAAGCAGCGCAAGGGCUUCCAGAGACUCUACCAGCAGGGAUGCCGCUGCUCGGUCCGUCUCCAGCCCGGACCGAACACGCAGUGUGAGUGGGAAACCGCCUUCAGGGGCGUCGAGGACUGUCAGGAGCAGUACGCCAUGUGUGUGCCCCAGGCCAACAGCGGGUGCACUUGGCUCGGAGGAACCCCUUACAGGAACUGCCUGAAACGCAACAGUGCGGCUUUGGUCGAACGAGAGGAACCGUGAAGCCAUCUGUGACCCCAGCAGCAGCCUCAAGCGUACAAACGAUACCUGUACAUAAUGUACAUAGCACGCUCCAACUUGCCCCCCCCCCCCCCCCCCCCCCCCCCCAGAUGAAAAUCUUUCUUGCUCAUAUUCAAGAAAAUAAAGCCUUCUUUUUUCACGCUCCUC
This is a messenger RNA of Ixodes scapularis (black-legged tick), 1942 nucleotides long. RefSeq names its product metalloproteinase inhibitor 1 (gene Timp). Bases 1139 to 1777 code for a protein of 212 amino acids. Lineage: Eukaryota; Metazoa; Arthropoda; Arachnida; Ixodida; Ixodidae. Gene Ontology annotation, molecular function: protease binding; metalloendopeptidase inhibitor activity. The record is from RefSeq and is a predicted model, not a curated record. Gene Ontology annotation, biological process: negative regulation of membrane protein ectodomain proteolysis; negative regulation of endopeptidase activity. Gene Ontology annotation, cellular component: extracellular matrix. The transcript is spliced from 4 exons.